UUUGCGCUUUUGAUCCCAAUCGCCUUUCCGCUUUCCGCUCCACCACCGCCUGCCAUCUCACCCCGUCGUCGCCGGGGGAUGCGCUGACCCUCCACCACCCCAAGCAAAUGCAGCGUCCCGGCCCGUCUCAGGCGGCGCCCCUGCCGCCGGCGGUGGCCGCGGAGCUCGCGCAGCUCGAGCGGAGGCUGGGGCAGGUCGCCGAGGAACGGGCGCGCCGCGAGCUUGGGGCGCUCGGCGAAGCCCCGGCGGUCCGCGUGCUGCGGAAGAUCGGGGGGUCCCAGCGGGAGGUCCGGACGCUCACCGGCUACAUCAUCACGGUCGCCAGGCAGGAGGCGUACGCGCUCAACGCGCUGGCCGUACCCACCGCCGAGAGCGCCGCCUGCUGCUCCUCCGCUCCUUCCCAGAGAGAUGAAUCUGUACAUGGACCGCAGUACCACAAUGACGUCCAAAUGGAAGAAAUAGCUUCGGACCUCUCGAACCAUUGCAUGGUGAUGGACGAGAGUCAAGGUCAGGAGGGUUUUCCGGUGAUGAUGGCAGUUGACAACCCAUCUGAUUGCAUCUCCCCAAGGGAUUGGAACCAGGAUCGCAUUGAAGUUGAUAACGUUGCCCCACCAAUGGCUUCUCAGGCAAACCAGAUGCCUAUGCAGUAUGAUGACAGUAUCCAAGAACUGAUUUCCAUUGCACCACAUGGUGUUAUGAUGCUGGCUGAAAAUCCUGGAAAUGGCAGAUCAUCUGAGAUGUGGAACCACACACAGACUGAUAGCCCCAAGCACGAGAUGGUUCCUACACAUCCAAGAAGUGAAUCCACCUCAAGCCGCUUGCAGCACUGUUUAAGAUGUCUUCAGGGAGUUGGACCCUAUGGAUUCCAUCUGGGCCCAGAGUGUGCAAUAAUGCUACAAAAGCCCGUGCCGAAUCUUGAUGCAGAAAAUGCAUUCAGGAAGGCAGCAAGCCCUCAUAUCACUAAUGAAUUGAGGAAGACGGCAAGCCCUCAGAUGUGGGCGCUGGAGGAUUUGGAGUUCUGCAGGAGAUUUUUGAUACUAUCGUAUCUUUGUCAGAAUAACAUGGAAGAUGAAGCUGUACUGACCGUGGACUAUAUUAAAUCGUUGAAGUUUCUGUCCAUUGCUCAUUUUGAGUCCGAAAUUUGGAGCAAAUUCGGCCGGAAGAAUUUUCAGGCAUCCAAUAGAACUGCAUCAGAUAGGCCAAAGAAUCUUGAUUUGGACCCAAGUAAAACAAAAGUAUACCAUUGUAAUAUUGAGAUAAGAGGGGAUUCCGUAUUCUAUGUUUUGAAGGGGCCAUAUAUGGAGAAUAAGAGGACUUACCUUCAGAAAGUUCUUGGUGAUGAUAACGUUCUUGUAGUAAAGUUUAUGGUUCCUUCAGACACCAAUGCUGAUUUCUACCGCCAACUCUACCAUAAGGUUGCUGAAGAUGGUAUUGUUUUGGGUCUGCGGCGAUAUCGUUUUAUCGCUUACAAGGAUGGAGCAAAUGAGAAGAAAAAGAAAGACGAUGGACAAGGGGAAAUCAAGAAAUGCACUUCAUCUGUUAGGUGCUACUUUGUUUGCACUGAGUCGGUGGAUGAGACUUAUAUUCUCUCCAACAAAACAGUUGGUCAGUGCCGCAAACUGUUCAUGGAUAUCCAUACCGCUCCCACCUUGCCAAAUUAUAUGAAAAGGUUUUCGUUGAUACUAUCCAAAACUGUAACACUGGAAGUUGAUUUAUCGACAGUUAAUGUUAUACUGAUUGAUGAUGAACCUUGCCGGAAUGAACAUGGGAAAGUUGUUAUUGAAGAUGGGAAACGUUGGAUCCAUACUGAUGGUACUGGCUUCAUAUCUGAAAAUUUGGCUAAGAAAUGCCCCAACAGAAUUAUCUCCGGAAAGAAGUCAAAAGAUUAUAUGCAUCGAGGUGAAACAAUGCCUCUUCUCAUGCAGGUCCGUCUUUUUUAUAAUGGAUAUGCUGUAAAAGGAACUCUACUAGUUGACAAAAGGCUUCAAGAUGAUACUAUUGUUAUCCGACCAUCAAUGGUAAAAGUAAAAGCUGAUCCAAAGUUGUCCUGGUUGCAGUCUCUCAGUUCUUUGGAAAUAGUUUCCACGAGCCGUCAAUCCGACAGGACAUCAACAUCAAGGACCUUGAUUUCACUUCUUCAUUAUGGAGGUGUUAAGGCGGAAUAUUUUAUGGAACUUCUACAUAAUGCAAUUGAAGGGGUUGCGAAUGCUUGUUAUGAUUUCAGACACGCACUAAAGCUUGCCUCUAGAUACGCUAAUAUGGAGGAUUCAAUGUUGGAGCAAAUGAUUCAUUCUGGAAUUCCACUAGAAGAGCCAUACUUGCUAUCUAGACUGAAUUUCAUAGCCAAACAGGAAAUGAAAGGUUUCAGAGAAGGAAAGCUACCAAUUGAUGAAUGCUAUCAUUUGAUGGGUUCAACAGAUCCUACAGGAACGUUGAAACCAAAUGAAGUUUGCGUGAUACUUGAUAGUGGCCAAUACUCUGGAGAUGUGCUUGUGUUUAAAUAUCCUGGUCUCCAUUUCGGUGAUAUACACAUCUUAACUGCAAGGCAAAUUAGCGGACUUGAGAAGAAUUUUGUUGGAUAUUCAAAAAAUGCAAUACUUUUCCCUACUUCUGGUAAACGAUCAUUGGCUGAUGAGAUGGCCAACAGUGAUUUUGAUGGUGACGAGUACUGGGUCUCAAAAAACCACAUGGUCAGUUCAUUUCGGUUUUCAUUUUAUCUACUAAAGGGCUUCACGAAGCGAAGUGAACCUUGGGUUCCACUAUUCAAACCAAAGGAGACCCAGCACAAGCCUAAGAGACCCAAGGAUUUUAAUGAAUCAGUUCUUGAAAGAGUGCUAUUUAAUGAAUGCUUGACGACGACGUUUAUAUCCAAUUAUGCACUUGGUAUAUCGUCUGAUUGUUGGUUAGCAUAUAUGGACCGGCUCUUAACAGAAGAUGUUGAUGAAGACGAAAAGGAAUCAAUUGCGAAGAAGAUGAUUAAAUUAGUUAACCUUUAUUAUUGGGCUCUGGAUGGGCAUAAGAUAAAAGUUGAUCGUGAAUUGAGGGUAGAAAAAUAUCCACACUUUAUGGAGAAAAAAGGAUUUGAAUCCUACCAUUCGAUAUCUAUAUUGGGCAGAAUCUUCGAUGAGACUGAGAAAGCAAUAUUGCAACGAUCUGAGGAUGAUAAACAAAUUCAGAUAACGAUGCUGCCAUUCUUCACUGAGGUGGAGGCAGCCCCAGAAUGCAUAUCAUUAUGGGAGUACAACUACGAAGAGUACUUGAGUAAGAGUAGGGGACUUUUUGAUCUGGAUAAAGAAGAAAAGAACGAGGAGUUUGAAAAACUCUACCAAAGCUAUAAACAUUUGCUCUAUGAUGCCGAAGAAUUCGAAGAAACCUCGCGGGACCUCUCCCAGGUGUACAUGGAGGCCUGCGCGAUUUACCGGAUCGUCUACGAGCGAGCAAGGUCUACCAAGAGCAUCAGCAAGUGCCGCUUCGUGUGGGUGGUCGCCGGAGCCGCGCUGUGCCAUCUCUACGCAACGAAGUAUGCGGCGCAGCGUGGGGAAAAAACCGUGCUCUGCCCGCUUUCAGUUACCCGCCAACUUUACUGAUGCAGCGAGGGUCUGGCUGUGAAUUGAACUGCUACCCUGUUUGUACAAAUAAGGAUCUGUUGUAGAAUUAAUGUUACCGUAUGGACAUCUGAACCUGGUUUGUUGUAAGCUACGUGAAGGGUUGCGAAACCGUAUGGCCUGCACCCAGCGGUAACUGUAUUGUAUUAUGCACCUGUAGUGCUUGUUGUGUAUGUGUGUAACAGUAAUCAACUGUUGUAUGUGUGUCGAUCAGCCUGCAACUUUAUCAACACCAUAAUUAAAUCUGCACCCGCACACCAUGAGAAAGAAGUGCUAAUCUCCACUUUGGAAA
Molecule: messenger RNA, 3897 nt
Organism: Setaria italica (foxtail millet)
Lineage: Eukaryota; Viridiplantae; Streptophyta; Magnoliopsida; Poales; Poaceae
Product: probable RNA-dependent RNA polymerase 3
Exons: 19
Coding region: 108-3587 (1159 amino acids)
Biological process (GO): siRNA processing
Cellular component (GO): nuclear RNA-directed RNA polymerase complex
Molecular function (GO): RNA-directed RNA polymerase activity
Source: RefSeq, a predicted model, not a curated record